AUGAGGAUCAUGUUCCUGCUACACUGGCUUGGGGUAUUUCUGUCUUUUUCUGGACACACCCGAACUGAGUACUCCCAAUAUCACAAUCCUCCAGAAGUGGUGAUUCCCUUGAGGGUAACAGGCACUGGCCUCCGCAUGAAGCUUCCAGGCUGGCUCUCCUAUGGUCUGCAUUUUGGGGGUGAGAGACACGUUUUCCACAUGAAGAUCAAGAAGCAUUUGCUGCCCAGACACCUCCCAGUGUUCACCUACACAGACCAGGGUGCUCUCAUGGAGGACCGGCCUUUUGUCCAGAAUGACUGCUACUAUCAUGGUUAUGUAGAGGGGGACCCAGAAUCCCUGGUUGCACUCAGUACCUGUUUUGGUGGCUUUCGAGGAUUGUUACAGAUAAAUAACAUUGUGUAUGAAAUUAAGCCCAUGAUUUUUUCUACCAAAUUUGAACAUCUAGUAUAUAGAAUGGACAGUAGGGAGACUCAAUUCCCAGCCAUGAAAUCUGAUACUAUGCAAGAGGAAAUUGUACACCAAUUUGAGUUUCAAGAGAUUGGUAGUUCUACUCUGGAACAAAGUGCUUAUGAGGGCUGGUGGGUCCAUAAUUUUUUAAUUGAAAUGGCAGUGGUGGUUGAUAAUAGUCUCUAUGUUCAUUGGGGAAAAAAUGUCUCAAAGUUGCAGGAAAAUUUAUAUGUUGUUGUAAAUAUAGUGGAUUCCAUUUAUGAGGUAUUGGGCCUUAAGCUGUUAUUGUUUGGUUUGGAGGUAUGGACUCAAGCAAACCAUAUUAAAGUAGACGAUCCAUGGAGAUCGUCGACGUUUUUUUGCCGUUGGAAGUAUGAAAACCUUGCUUCCCGCAUGCCACAUGAUACUAUACAUCUUUUUAUGCAUAAGACAUUAAAAGGAUUAAGUGGUCUAAGCUUUAUUGGCGGACUAUGUAGAAUAAAACGUGGUUGUGCAAUUGUUACUUUUUUAAACAAAUCCUUGACCAUUGCUGCAAUUGCGGUGGCUCAUCAUAUGGGUCAUAAUUUGGGUAUGUUUCAUGAUCUGUUUUUCUGUACAUGUGGAAAAUAUCAAUGUAUAAUGCAUUUUGAUAACCCACCAAUAACUAAAUUUAGCAAUUGUAGUUAUUCUACAUUUUGGGAUCAUUCUAUAGUUAAGAAAAGAUGUUUGUUCUACAAUAUUCAUACAAAGGACAUAUUUACGCUGGCGCGCUGUGGGAAUGGUAUUGUUGAAGAAGAAGAGGAGUGUGACUGUGGAACUUUACAGCAUUGUGCAAAAGAUGCCUGUUGUCUGUCAAACUGCACUCUGAGUUUUGGGUCUAGUUGUGCUUUCGGACUUUGUUGCAAGAACUGCAAGUUCUUACCAUCAGGGCAAGUGUGUAGAAAGGAAGUCAAUGAAUGUGAUCUUCCGGAGUGGUGCAAUGGAACAUCCCAUUUGUGCCCAGAUGACGUAUAUGUGGAAGAUGGAAUUCCCUGCAAUGACAGUGCCUACUGCUAUGAAAAGAAAUGUAAUGACCGCACUACACAGUGUAGGCAGAUUUUUGGCAAAAAAGCGAACAAUGCAAAUCACAGUUGCUAUAAACAGAUAAACACUGUAGGCGACCGUUUUGGUAACUGUGGUACACAAAACGCUUCAUAUGUAAAAUGUAAUAUCUCAGAUAUCCUGUGUGGGAGGAUUCAGUGUGAGAACGUAAAUGAAAUUCCCCUUCUGAGAGAUCAUUCUACAGUGCAUUGGGCUUACUACAAUGGGAUCAACUGCUGGAGUACUGACCACCACUUUGGGAUGACCAUACCUGAUAUAGGUGAAGUGAAAGAUGGCACAGAGUGUGGUGCAGAACAUCUUUGCAUCCACAGGAAGUGUGUCCAUAUAUCUCAGUUAGAUAGCAAUUGUUCACCCUCAUUCUGUAACAGGAGGGGGAUCUGCAACAAUAAACAUCACUGCCAUAAGUCCACUUUAUGGUGA
Pteropus alecto (black flying fox) is the source of this 1947-nucleotide messenger RNA. RefSeq names its product disintegrin and metalloproteinase domain-containing protein 29. The record is from RefSeq and is a predicted model, not a curated record. The transcript has a single exon. NCBI's taxonomy places the organism in Eukaryota, Metazoa, Chordata, Mammalia, Chiroptera, Pteropodidae. The coding region runs from base 1 to 1947 and encodes 648 amino acids. Gene Ontology annotation, molecular function: metalloendopeptidase activity. Gene Ontology annotation, cellular component: sperm head plasma membrane; external side of plasma membrane; plasma membrane. Gene Ontology annotation, biological process: proteolysis; male gonad development.